Molecule: messenger RNA, 4128 nt
Organism: Colletotrichum karsti
Lineage: Eukaryota; Fungi; Ascomycota; Sordariomycetes; Glomerellales; Glomerellaceae
Exons: 2
Molecular function (GO): methyltransferase activity
Source: RefSeq, a predicted model, not a curated record
UUGUGGGUUCGCAUCAAGAUGGCAGACGAGGGCGACCAGCCUGGCGAUGACCAGUUUUGGGAAAACUUUCCGCAGCAGAUCAGCUUCAACCUUGAUGAUCAGCAGGCCGGAAACGACCAGCACUACUUGGCCAACGAUCAGCAAAUCCAAGAUGGUUCAGGAACUGGCUCCGUACCUGGAAAUGACCAGUAUGACUUCGCCAACCAGCAGCAGCUUCACGGUGAUCCUGGAGACGACUCUAGCGGAGACGUUCAUCACAACUUCGGCGGCCAUCAGCAGUUCCACGGUCAUCCAGAAACUGACUCCAUACCUGGAAAUGCUCAACACAAUUUCGCCGACGAUGGGCACUUCUACGUCGGUUCAGGAGUUGGCUCCGUACCUGUUCAAUCUGAGCACAACCUCAUCGGCCACCAGCAGUUUCAGGGUGGUCCAGGAAACGCCUCUAUGUCUGGAGAUAGCCGGCACAUUUUCGCCAACCAGCAGCACUUUCAAGGUCUAGGACAUGGCUCUGCACCUGGAAAUGGACACCGCAACUUUGCAAUGGACAUGCAGUAUCACAAUGUUCAAGCACAUGCUCCUAUGUACGGAGGUGGCCAGCAAAACUUCAACUUUAACAACGCUCAGCAGCCUCAUUCAAACCCAAACAACUUCCAUGUCAACGACUAUGGCUCGCAGAUUUACAAUACACACAGCUUGCAGUCGCAGAAUUUCAAUCAAAGCGGGUAUCCCCUUGCCGGCAGCUCCUCCUUCGACAACACUCAACAACACAUGAACAACGAGUCUGGCUUCACCGUCAACCCAAGUGACUUGAGUACUCCCGACCGGGAGUUACACUCCGAGACUUGGCAACAGCACAAUUCGUUACACCGACCUUCAAGCGCGCUGGGACCAGACCCUACUCUGGGAUUUGACCCGGCUACAGAGAUGUCUCAGCCAUUGUCGUUCUUUCCAUCUUCCCCCAUGCCGCUGCAGCCCAACAUAGCUUUUCCAUCGACGAACGUCACAGAAUAUCAUUCUCAACCGCACCAGACGUACACUGGUUCCCAUGGUCAAGUCUCCGGGGACUCGGCUGGUGAGCAAUACCAAGCCACGAACAAUCAGCCUCAACACGUCGAUGGUAGCGUAACGGAAGACCAGAAUAUGUUCGGAAUGGACACUAACGAAGCCUCCGACGACGGUGAUUCGAAGUUGUUCGUGCAGCCUGGGCCUGGCGAAGACGUCUCGUCCUACCUAGACCUUGUCGGCACCAAUCUCGGCGGCACCAAUCUCGACAACAUCGAUCUCGGCGAUAUGAGUCCUGACGACAUCGACAAGUUGAUUCGUCAACUCGAACAGCGUAAUGGGCUCAUUGAUAACCAAUCUCAACCGUCGCCCGCUGGCGAUGGCUUUGCGUUGGCCGCUCAGCCAGGAGGCACGAUCCCACAGAACAAUCCCGAGCGUCCCUCACAUCUCCGUCCUGACAUCAACACACGAGACGAGAUGGACCCCUUGCCCCCCAUCACUCUGGAUGCCGACUCACACUCUAUUCAAACCUUUAUGGGGGUGAACGGCGCUUUGUAUGAAGCCAUUAAUGGCGGAUUGAGGCACUUCCCCGCGAUUCCUCCCAUCCUCCCCAGGCUCCUCCCAGGCGAGAUCAGGGACCACAGGUCGGUCAAUCGACCGCGCGAUGCAUUCUCCAUCAUUCUUGACAAGGCGUUGGGCAUGGGUCUCCGGGAUGUUUUGGGGAACGGUGGCGUGAAGUUCACGAUCGGCACGAUGUGUUCCGGUACAGAUGGGCCGAUUAUGGCUCUGCAGGAAUUCCAGGACGCACUUGUUGCCGCCGGCCUCUCAAACACGCUCCAGUUUGAGCACAAGUUCAGUGUUGAGAUUGAGCCGUUCAAGCAGGCAUUCAUCAACAGGAACGCUCGUCCCACGGGGCAUAUCUACAGGAACGUCAACGAUUUUGGCAUGCCCGGUGCCACCGAAGCUAUGACGGUGUCUGGGGCCAUGGAACCGAUUCCCAAGGAUAUCGAUAUCCUUGUUGCUGGCAGCUCCUGCGUCGACUUCUCCGUGCUGAACAAGAAGAAGCUUCAAAGAAAGGAAGCCUCGGGCAUGAGCAAACUGGGCAGUAAAGUCACGGGAGAAAAAGGACGAGAUCCAACUGUUGCUUUACAGGACAAUGAAGAAGAUCCAGCUACAGCUCUUCAUGACGAUGAAGAAGAACCAGUUGGCGCUCCCCAAUACGACGGAGAACCAGUGGUUGCUCUCCAGGAUGAUGAGGAGUUUUUGGCCCAACUCAACGAUCUUACGAACAACCUCCGUGACGAGCACGAGUCUACGAAAACGUUUGUGUCGAUCCUCCAGUAUAUCCGUCAAAAUCGACCCAAGAUCAUGAUCCUGGAGAACGUUGUCAGCGCUCCUUGGAACCAGUUCCGAUUUUACUACGCCAAGAUUGGGUACGACACCAGGUUUGCCAAGGUCGAUGCCAAAUGGUACCUCAUGCCGCAGACACGUCAGAGGAUAUAUCUCAUCGCUGUCGACCGCCGACGUUACGGCGAGAAGGCGAAUGGUAUCGUUCGUGAAUGGGAAAAGACCAUGAGCCAAAAAUGGUUCGAACAACCACCCAAUUUGCAGAAGUUCCUGUUGCAGCCGUCCGAUCCCCAAAUUCUCCAGGGUAGGUAUAUGCUGGAGCUCAAGGCUCACAACAGACCGAAGAGAGAUGUCGAGGCGGUUGCUUGCAUGAUGGAGCACCGCACUGCUCGUCGGAAGUACGGCCUCGGCGACGGCAAUCCGUUUACCCAGCUCGACGCUCGCGGCAUCGUCCGGCCGCGCGAGGAUUCCUGGAUAGGUUACAUCAGAAAUUGGCUUACGGGACGCAUGCAAGAUCUGGUAGACAUCAACUGCCUGAAAGGCUUCCAGAAAGGCGUCGACAUUUCCCACAAAGCUAUCGUUUACGACAUCGGCCAGAAUGUUCAGAGACAGCGGGAUUCGCUCGGAGCGCUGCCGUGCAUUUUGCCCAACGCGGAUCUUUUCCUCUCCAUUCAGGGUCGGCCAAUUUUGGGUUUGGAGGGUCUGGCUUUACAAGGGAUUCCCAUCGAUCGCAUGAAGUCGUCGAGAGAGUCGGAGGUGCAGCUGAAAAGCUUGGCAGGCAACGCGAUGACCACGACAGUUGUUGGUGCUGGAACCCUGUCUGCCCUCAUCUUCGAGCGCAAGUUUGUUGAGGACCCUGACAACCCCUUCUUUGACGGCUUGAGAAAAGCGAGCGACGUGGACGUCGACAUGGACAGCGGCGCACCUCGCCUUGGCUUCGCCAGAGAAGUGGGGCCGGGACCUGCCUCGACUUCUUUUGCAACCGCGCCUGCCCUUCCCGCUGGAAAUCCUUCUUCCAACAACAACUCCUGCCUUUCGAAAAACGAAUCUGCCACCAACAACGCCGUCAGCUCUACAACAAUGGCGACCGCGUCUAGUUCGCUGGAGUUGGCAGAGGGUCCGGACUGGAGGCUUGCCGAGGUCGACGGCAGCGACCCUCCGGUCUGGUUGCUUCGCAUGCUUUGCCAAGAAGGUCGUCGAUACUGCCUCUGCGAUACUUAUCGCAAGCACAAGAACAUUGGCGAAUAUUACAUGUGCGACUAUUGCGCUGAGAUUCGCUGCAUCUCCUGCAUCGGCAAUCCAGAGCACAAUUUCGACAUGGACCGACCCAUCAACGUUCUCUCCAACGAUAGGCGGGGAGCAUACCGAGACACAGUCGCUAGGCUUCCCGGCACGCUCGAGAUCAGUUUGGGGGACGAUGGAGAUGUUCGUCUGUGCGAAAAAGUUCUCGGCAACGGGUUCCAGAGCCACCAGGAUGCGCUCAAAAGUGCUAUUCGCACCUGCGCCGGCGGAGUCGAGUAUUUCCAGACAGACGUCAAUUUCCGGGAUGAUCUCACCAUCACCUACGAGUCCGCCAAGUCCCGCAUCCUCAUUGUUGCUACUCACGCCUCUGUCACAUGGAACGUGUACCUGCGAGGUGCAUUUUUCGACAAGAACGCCAGUUGUGAGAUCACGGACCCCAGAUAUCUCCUCAAUAAUCUGGGCUACGAUCUGGAGCAGCCGCUGAUGCGAGCCACUCUCACCGAUGCACCUUCAUUCAUCCCGACCGCGAACGACUAG